Messenger RNA from Zymoseptoria tritici IPO323, 1566 nucleotides. RefSeq lists its product as uncharacterized. NCBI's taxonomy places the organism in Eukaryota, Fungi, Ascomycota, Dothideomycetes, Mycosphaerellales, Mycosphaerellaceae. Gene Ontology annotation, biological process: 'de novo' AMP biosynthetic process. The coding region runs from base 41 to 1498 and encodes 485 amino acids. The record is from RefSeq and is a predicted model, not a curated record. Gene Ontology annotation, cellular component: cytosol. The transcript is spliced from 6 exons. Gene Ontology annotation, molecular function: (S)-2-(5-amino-1-(5-phospho-D-ribosyl)imidazole-4-carboxamido) succinate lyase (fumarate-forming) activity; N6-(1,2-dicarboxyethyl)AMP AMP-lyase (fumarate-forming) activity.
UUGAACCAGAUAUUCGUCCUCUGGUUCAAGAACAAGCAAGAUGUCGACCGACAAUGACACAUACCAGAAUCCCCUCAACUCGAGGUACUGCUCGCCGGAGAUGAAGUACAUCUUCUCUCCGCGCAACCGCUUCAGCACCUGGCGACAGCUAUGGGUGCACCUCGCCGAGUCGGAGCGCGAGCUUGGUCUCGACAUCUCAGAGACCGCUAUCAAGCAAUUGAAAGAUCACGUUCGCAUCGAGGACGAGGAGUUUGCUACGGCCGCUGUGGAGGAGAAGCGGAGGCGCCACGAUGUCAUGGCUCAUGUUCAUACUUAUGGUAUUGCCGCGCCUGAAGCUGCUGGUAUCAUUCAUUGGGGAGCGACGUCUUGCUAUGUGACAGACAAUGCCGAUCUGAUCUUCCUCCGCGAUGCACUAGACGUCGUCCUUCCCAAGCUUGCAGCAGUGAUCCAGCGCUUGGCUGCAUUCGCCGUGGAAUACCGUGAUCUUCCUUGCCUAGGCUACACCCACGGACAAGCAGCUCAACUCGUCACUGUCGGCAAGCGUGCCAGUCUGUGGAUCACCGACCUGCUCCGCAACCUGCGCAACCUCGAAGUUCAGAGAGAAGAGAUUGUGCACUCUUUCCGUGGCGUCAAGGGAACCACUGGAACCCAGGCCAGCUUUCUGGCAAUCUUCAAGGGCGACCACGCUGCAGUGGAGAAGCUCGACGAGCUCGUGACCGCCAAGUCUGGCUUCAAGGAGGCCGAUAUCUCGACCAGUCAGACCUACUCACGUCUCAUCGACGUCGACGUCCUCCACGCGCUGAGUUCUUUCGGCUGUGCUUGCGAGCGCAUCGGUGGCGACAUCAGACAUUUGGCCAUGUUCAAGGAGCUCGAGGAGCCCUUUGAGGCUGACCAGAUCGGAUCCAGUGCCAUGGCUUACAAGCGCAACCCGAUGAGAUCUGAGAGAUUGUGCUCGCUGGGUCGCAAGCUUCGCAACUACAGUGCUGAUGCUGAGCAGACUUAUGCUUCGCAAUGGUUGGAGCGUAGUCUCGAUGACUCGGCUAUUCGCCGGAUCUCCCUGCCUGAGUCGUUCCUCUGCGCCGAUGCGUGCCUCAUUCUGCUCAACAACAUCUCAAACGGUCUCGUCGUCAACAAGGCUGUCAUUCAACAGCGUAUUGACCAGGAACUGCCGUUCAUGGCGACCGAAAACGUUAUCAUGGCCAUGGUCGAGCGUGGCGCCUCUCGUCAAGAGGUUCACGAGGAGAUUCGAGUGCUAUCCCACCAAGCCGGCGCUGUCGUCAAGCAGGAGGGCAAGCCCAACGAUCUCAUCGAGCGCAUUCGCAACAACAAGUACUUCGAUAGCAUCAUCCCUGAGCUGGACGCGCUUCUGGACCCGGCCACGUUCAUCGGACGUUCCCCUGAGAUAGUCACGAAGCUUGUCGAGACCAAGGUCAAGCCUGCGAUGGAGAAGUAUGCGGACGCUUUGAAGUCCGCUAAAGUGGCGGAGUUGAAUGUCUGAUCUUGCGAUUUAGAGCCAUCACCUCGUUCUGUAGACCUUUAGAGUAGACCCCAAAACUGGUAUAUACG